Paramecium sonneborni is the source of this 1362-nucleotide messenger RNA. Lineage: Eukaryota; Ciliophora; Oligohymenophorea; Peniculida; Parameciidae. The record is from the annotation of a GenBank genome assembly.
AUUAAAUUAUAUUGAAUAAAUGGACACACCUAUAGGGAAAGAUCUAACGAAUUCAGUAAUAGGAAAAGUUUAUAAAUUGAUUAAGAGAAUAGGAAGUGGAGCUUUUGGAGAAAUCUAUUAAGUAACAAAAGGAAAAGAGGAUUAUGCAAUGAAAUUAGAAAGGAGUGAUACUAAACAUCCUUAAUUAUUUUUUGAAGCCAAGUUAUAUAGUUAUUUAUAAGGAUCUGAUAGUAGUGAUAAAGGUAUUUCAAAUAUUAAUUAAAAGUUAGGAAUCCCUAGAAUAUAUGGUUAAGGGACAGAUGGUGAUUAUAAUUACAUUGUAAUAGAUUUAUUAGGUUAAAGUCUUGAAGAACUAUUAAAUAAACAUAAUAAAAGAUUAUCUCUAAAGACUGUAAAUAACUUUAAUUUACUUUUAGGUAUUGAUGCUUGGUGAUUAGAUGAUUUAAAGAAUUGAAUAUAUUCAUUUAAACAAAUUUAUCCAUAGAGAUAUUAAACCAGAUAAUUUUCUUAUUGGAUUAGGUUAAAAAGCAGUUAGAAUCUAUCUAUUAGAUUUUGGAUUAGCCAAACGUUAUUAAACAAAAGAAGGACAUAUACUAUAUAAGGAAGGAAAAAGUCUUACUGGAACUGCUAGAUAUGCAUCUAUCAAUACUCAUUUAGGAAUUGAAUAAUCUAGAAGGGAUGAUCUCGAAUCUCUUGGUUAUGUCUUAAUGUAUUUAUUAAGAGGAUAACUUCCAUGGUAAAACAUGAAAGCAAACAAUUAGAAAGACAAAUAUUCAAAAAUUAUGGAAAAAAAAUUAGAAACUUCAUCUGAUGUUUUAUGUAAAGGAUUUCCUAUUGAAAUGAGUCAAUAUUUAAAUUAUUGUAAACAUUUAAAAUUUGAAGAAAAACCUGAUUAUCAAUACCUUAGAGGUUUGUUUAAAGUAUGUUUCUCAGAAUGCAUUUUAGGAUGCAUUUAAAAAGAUUGGUUUUGAACUUGAUUACAAAUAUGAUUGGAUUAAAGAUGACAAUCUUAUAAGAACUUAGUAAGAUCUAAUGAGUGCCGAAAAACAACUGUAACAUUAAUAAUUAAUUAUGACAUAACCAUUGUAAUAAUAACCUCCCAUAUUACCAAAAGGAUCUUUGAAUGCAAUUGAUUCAGAGAAAAAGUUAUCAUUUAUAAAUAAUUAAUUACAGACUUAAUAAUUGAUGGGAUAAAGAAAAACAUUAUAACAAAAUUAAAUUAAUAAAACUUAAUCAGUAGAAAAGAAAAGAACUAAUCUUUAAAAUAGAUAACAUAUUACCUAAAAGGAAAUAGUUAAGCCAGAUAUAUAAAUAUUGGCACCAAAAAUAGUAACUACUAAAGAACCUCAUAGAAAGUAUUGA